AUGUAUGAGAAGUUAUUGCAGGCAUUUUUAUCUGUGUUGUUUUAUUUCACCUUUUUUCGCUUUAUAGACGGUCUAGGACGACCUUGGGCUCAGCGAUGCUUUCAAGCCGCAGCAUUGCAUCGUCGUGGAUUAUGUGGUCCAGCGGUGAAGCUGCUGAUGCUGCAAUAUGGAAUCAAUGAGAAGGAUGUGAAAGCAACUGGCCCGAAGCACAACAUUUUGAAAGGUGACGUUAUGGGUGUAAUCAAAGCCGGUAAUCUCAAGCCCGUUGUUUUCAAAGUGGGUCCACCUCCGCAACCCGCUCCUUCUUCUGCUAAACCUCAAAAGGCUGCCGCUCCUGCAGGUCCCGUCGGGUCUGUUCGACAUGUGGACCCGUUUGUUGAUAUUCCUCUCUCUAAUCAAUCAAUCCCUCAUGAAUAUCAGUCUGCGGAUAUUCGCGCAGAUGCAAUCCUCGCUAUUCAAGCAGAUCUACGCGCAAAAGAUGUGGCUGUAUCGAUCAAUGAUUUUCUCAUCAAGGCCGCUGCACUUGCACUUCGGGCUGUUCCUGAAGUAAAUGUGCGUUAUGCAAAUGAACAAGUACAGUAUAUGCCGACAGUCGAUAUCUCUGUCGCUGUUGCCACUCCUAACGGACUUAUCACUCCCAUAGUCUUUUCAGCCGACAUUAUGGGAGUACAGGACAUAUCGGCUAGAGUUAGGGAAUUGGCUGCGCGAGCACGCGAGAACAAGCUUCAGCCCCAAGAAUUCCAGGGUGGAACUUUCACGUGA
Messenger RNA from Cylicostephanus goldi, 762 nucleotides. The record is from the annotation of a GenBank genome assembly. Lineage: Eukaryota; Metazoa; Nematoda; Chromadorea; Rhabditida; Strongylidae.